Messenger RNA from Archocentrus centrarchus (flier cichlid), 1226 nucleotides. Its product is annotated as aquaporin-3. Gene Ontology annotation, biological process: glycerol transmembrane transport; water transport. The record is from RefSeq and is a predicted model, not a curated record. NCBI's taxonomy places the organism in Eukaryota, Metazoa, Chordata, Actinopteri, Cichliformes, Cichlidae. Gene Ontology annotation, cellular component: plasma membrane; basolateral plasma membrane. Gene Ontology annotation, molecular function: glycerol channel activity; water channel activity; urea transmembrane transporter activity.
ACUUGCGUUGUGCGCUUGUGUCAGUUCUUACAGUCUCGUCAACCUGUGACAAGAAGACAUGGGGAGGCAAAAGGAGUGUCUGGAAAAACUUUCCAGCUUCUUCCAGAUCCGUAACCUGCUGCUUCGUCAAGCCCUGGCAGAGUGUCUCGGCACGCUCAUCCUUGUGAUGUUUGGUUGUGGUGCUGUGGCCCAGAGGGUGUUGAGUGGUGGUUCUCACGGCUUGUUCCUUACUGUCAACUUUGCCUUCGGCUUUGCUGCCAUGUUAGGUAUCUUGGUCUGUGGCCAAAUAUCAGGUGGCCAUCUCAACCCAGCAGUGACUUUUGCUUUGUGUCUGCUUGGAAGAGAGCGCUGGAGAAAGUUCCCCAUGUACUUCCUCUUUCAGACAAUUGGUGCUUUUUUUGGCGCUGCUAUUAUUUUUGGCAUGUACUAUGAUGCCCUGUGGGACCAUCGGAAGUUUAAUGUGACUGGACCUAGAGCCACAGCUGGCAUCUUUGCUACCUACCCUGCAAAGCAUCUCACCCUUGUCAACGGUUUCUUUGAUCAGAUUAUCGGCACAGCAGCACUGAUAGUUUGCAUUCUGGCUAUUGUGGAUCCUUACAACAACCCCAUCCCCCAAGGGCUGGAGGCCUUCACUGUGGGAUUUGUGGUUCUGGUCAUUGGAUUGUCUAUGGGCUUUAAUUCUGGCUAUGCAGUAAAUCCUGCCAGAGACCUUGGACCGCGUCUUUUCACUGCCAUGGCUGGGUGGGGGAGUGCCGUCUUCACGGCUAGAGACUGCUGGUUCUUGAUCCCCAUUUUUGUCCCAUUCCUUGGCGCCACCCUUGGUGUAAUAAUCUACCAGUUGAUGGUUGGUUUCCACACGGAGGGAGAGGCCCGUGACAAGAAAGAGCGGUCAGGCCAGGAGAAUGUCCAACUCACCAAUGUUGCUUCUAAAGACAACUCUAAAGAGGCGUCUAAAGAAAUAUACUGAGUUUUUUAGAAAAAUAUAGCUAUUCACUUAAAAACCUGCACUUGUAAAUAUACAGUAUCACAACAGCAUUUUUACUUCCUACCUAACUAUUUCUCUCAGACUAUUUCUAUCUGUCAGGAUUUCUGCUCAGAUAGCUAUCACACCACUUUCUUUACUGUCACAUGUUACUGUAUUAUAGUUUGAAGAAAUGACGUGUGUGAGUGGAAACACAAAUCAGAAACACAGAAUCACACAUAUAUAUAUAUAUAUAUAUAUAUAU